Coniophora puteana RWD-64-598 SS2 is the source of this 923-nucleotide messenger RNA. RefSeq lists its product as uncharacterized. The coding region runs from base 237 to 923 and encodes 228 amino acids. The transcript has 5 exons. The record is from RefSeq and is a predicted model, not a curated record. Lineage: Eukaryota; Fungi; Basidiomycota; Agaricomycetes; Boletales; Coniophoraceae.
UUUCCUGUGCUUUCCGUGGACGUUGUUCUUGACUUGACAUCUCUCCCGCGACUAUGCCACUUUUGAUGGUCUGCACAGCUCUGAGGCAUUCUCGUCCGCUCGCUUCCCGCGAAGCAUGAGGCUUGUGGUUCUUUGGAUCUCCUGGAUGUGGCUUUAUGAUUCCUAUAAGAGCCUCAUCAGCGGCCAAACGUGCUUCAAACACGAGUAGCUAGUUUCACCAGUCCGCUGAUCAUUCCAUGGCGUUUAGCUUCCAGUCAUCCUCGUUUAUUUCACUGGUCAUCGAAGGAGUGCUCUAUGGAUUUGUGACCUUACAAGGACCAGAAGAGGGCGCAUAUCUUGCCGAUUCGUCUGAUGUUUACUCGACUAUCAAGGCUGUCUCUUAUAUCUUGGAGUCAAUCAUAGGCGAUGCCAUCCUGGUGAACUUGCUUGACGUCAAACUCGCAACAAGGAUUAACGUUAUGAACGCUUUAGAUUUACCGGUGUUACCGGGUAAUCCAUCUUCUCGUUCAAACUGGGGAGCUGCUGAGGGAUUUGACAGCUCUCGGGACAAGCGGAACCGGGUGGAUGGAGGGAUCGUACGCAAGCUGGGUAUUUGCGGCGUAUGCCUUUUUGCUUGUCACCGAUUUGGUCCCUACUUGUUUGUGAAGUUCUUCUUGUUCUUCUUCGGCGUUGCUGAUGGACUUUUCGAAGGCCUUCUGAGUUAUAAACUAUGGAAGACAAGGCGCUCAUCCGCUCGACAUGUUCUUAUCCCUCUCAUUCACAUCAUUCUUGAAUGCGGCAUUAUCUAUUCUCUAUCGCUGAUAACAUUCAUGGUCGUAAUCGCUUUCAACAGCUACGCUUCCUAUGUCGUGUUCAACUUCUUAUUGGCCCAACAUGACGUUGUUAACAGAUGGGGCAAAUUGCCCCUAUUACUUUCUACUUGA